CAACAUCAUUCUCUUGGCAGAACAAAAAGUGUCAGUAUAAAACUGAGACUACACCGUGGACAUCAUAUCCAACAACAAAAAACGUACAACAGUGUGAGAGGUAAAUAAAUAAAAACGAACAUCACAAAGAGCGUUUGGGAUUUUACAUUUUUAUUUUUGGUCACUUAAGGUGCCGUGCGUAAAAUGCACAUUUGGUGCAAUCUACAGGUAACUAGAUACACCACAUCAAUUUUGCGCUGAACAUGACCGAGGAAAAUGUUAAGUCGUUCAACAACCAUCCAUGCAGUCCAACGGGAACUGCCAGCUCGAUGUCGCAGGACGACUCGGAUUCGGACGUCCCGUCCUCUCCAACCGGCUCCGAUGGACAGGCGCCCAGGCACUCACCCGGCGACGGGAUUACCCCAAAACUGGACACCGGCGAGGAGGAUAACCGGUUUCCCGCGUGCAUCCGAGACGCGGUGACUCAGGUGCUGAACGGAUACGACUGGUCGCUCGUACCGAUGCCUACACGAGGAGACCGAGCUCUGAAAAACAAACCCCAUGUGAAGCGGCCAAUGAACGCGUUCAUGGUGUGGGCGCAGGCGGCGCGCAGGAAACUAGCGGACCAGUACCCGCAUCUCCACAACGCCGAACUCAGCAAGACCUUGGGGAAGCUAUGGCGCCUGCUCUCUGAAAGCGAGAAGAGGCCAUUUGUGGAGGAGGCAGAGAGACUGAGGGUCCAACACAAGAAAGACUACCCUGACUACAAGUACCAACCACGGAGAAGGAAGAGCACCAAGCCAGGUCAGAGUGACUCGGACUCCGGGGCUGAGCUGGCCCACCUCCACCCGGGCCAGAUGUACAAGGCUGAACCUGGUCUGGCCAGACCGACCUCCAUGGGGGAUGGGCAACAUCAUCUAGAUCGGACAAGCAUCUGUUGUGUCUUUUCUAAAGGCCAACCACAUGGACCCCCCACACCCCCCACCACCCCAAAGACAGAGCUGCACCUGGGGGUGAAACACGAGGGUCGGCAGAACAUCGACUUCAGCAACGUGGAUAUCUCAGAGCUGAGCACUGACGUCAUCAGCAACAUGGAGGCCUUCGACGUCCACGAGUUUGAUCAGUACCUGCCACUCAACGGGCAUGGCUCUGCCGAUGCACCUCCCAACCAUGGGCAGGGGGGGCAAGGACCCAACCCCCCCUCUGGGUCCCUAAGCUCCUCCUACAGCCACUCCCACAGCAAUGCCUCGCCUUGGGGUCCCAAAGGGCCGGGAGCGGGGGCGGCACCCCCUUCUUCCUCCUCGUCCUCAAGUAACAGCGAUGGCAUUCACCACAGAACGCAGAUCAAAACGGAGCAGCUGAGUCCCAGGCACUACAGCAGCCAGCACUCCCACAGCUCCCCACCACCCCACCCCGACUACACCCCCCUCAACUCCGGGAGCUGUCCCUCCUCUGCAGCCUCCUCUUCCUCCUCCUCCUUGCCCAGCCCCCAGUGUGACUAUGCAGACCUCCAGAGCCCUGGAUACUACAGUGCCUACACCAGCUACCCCGCAGGUCUCUAUCAGUACCCCUACUUCCACUCGUCUCGCCACCCCUACGGCAGCCCGCUCAUCAACAGCCUAGCAAUCCCUCCACCACACAGCCACAGCCCCACCACAAACUGGGAGCAGACUGUCUAUUCCACACUCACCAGGCCUUAGACUCAGCACUGACUGCCUAUGGUGCCUGUCUGACAUGGCUUUCACAUAGUCUGAGGGAUUCUUCUGUUUGUGCCGUGUUAGUGAGGACAUGACACAAGGCUCAAGAUUGGACAUUAUCCAAGACCAAGUGCCUGCUGGUUUUGUCACGAUGGACAGAGAGUCUUUACCCACAAGCAUGCAUGAAUCCUCCGUGAGGAAAACGUGGACCGCACUUCUGUUUGGACCAUAUCACAAAUUAACCCAAUUCUAUAUUUACUUUUUCAGUUCCUUUCUUGUUCAACUCUUCAUCUCAGAUUGAAUAAUUAUUAUAACUUUAAAAUAUUAUGUUUGUAUUUAUGUUUUAUAAAAAAUGUUUUAUUUUGGAAUGACCAUUGCAGUUAACAGAUUUAUCAAACUAACAAUUCCAUUUCCUAUUCACAUCACUUCAGUGCAGUUCCAUUCCUUGUCUGAAAAGAAGCUGUGGAUUUCACUCAAGGCAACAGGUGUUCAAUUCUUUUUCCUACGAAUGGAGUUUACUAGAUUUCAGGGUUGAAGGAAAUAAGUUAAACGAUCUACCAUACGUUGUGAUUGACUGGACAGCUGGACUAAGGACAGAAACGGCCAUACUCACCAUGUAGAAUGGACCGCUAAGCCCUGUGCAUCUGCUGCACUUUGAAGAAGACAUGUCCAUUCCAGCCCAGCAGUUCUGUAUGGAACUGUAUUAGCCUUGUAUUUCUGAAACUCAAAAAACAUGGAGAGACUGCCUAAUGGACAUUCCAGGUUUUGAUUAUUUGACAUUUAUACUUGAUAUGUCGACUGGAGUAUUUGUAUGCUGGCCCUAUGAUAACCAGUGACUUGUAACUGGCUCUUGUAAAUGCUUGAUAAGCUUAGUGUGGGAUGCUGUUUUAUGUUUACCUUUAUGAUGAAAUAACUGAAUUGCAGAGUAAGAACUCAGGCCGAGCCAUUAAAUACGUUUGCCCACACAACUUUUUCUGACAAUUCUGAAUAUUUUUGCAAAUGACAGAUAAAUAAACAUAACAUUUCUGAGUA
Molecule: messenger RNA, 2708 nt
Organism: Salmo salar (Atlantic salmon)
Lineage: Eukaryota; Metazoa; Chordata; Actinopteri; Salmoniformes; Salmonidae
Gene: sox8a
Product: SRY-box transcription factor 8a
Biological process (GO): neural crest cell development; negative regulation of transcription by RNA polymerase II; morphogenesis of an epithelium
Cellular component (GO): nucleus
Molecular function (GO): DNA-binding transcription factor activity, RNA polymerase II-specific; RNA polymerase II cis-regulatory region sequence-specific DNA binding
Source: RefSeq, a predicted model, not a curated record